GGAGAAAAAGAGGCACAGAAAUAUAUAUAUUUCUCCCCAAAUUUCUCUCAAAAUCAUCUGCUCCAUUCAAACCUCUGCCAAAGGAGGAAACAAACAAACAAACUAAAAAAAAAGCAAACCCCGUUUUCUUAAUUUGUGCAAGAAUGUAUCUUUCCUAUAAUCUUCCUCUUUCUCGUGUAUAAAUUUUUCUUAUAUCUUUUUCCCUUUUUCCACAAAAUUUUGACAGACAAUUCAAGAAUUGUAUCAUACUUAACACGAUGAGAAAAUUGAGUCCAAAGUUAGACAAAGAAGAUGGAUUGGAGACAGUAUUGGAGGUACCUCUACCAGAGGAAAUGUUUAGCAAAACAGGUUGCAGCAAUGCAGCCAUUAGAUGGAAGAAUUUGCUUAAUCUAAUGCGCGCUGAUCGUUCCAAGGCUGUUUCUGGAAAUACUACUACUACUAAUAAUAAUAAUGAUCAAUUUAUAUUCUUGUUGAAAAUUGUUGGCUGUGCUCUUAUCCCUUUUCAGGUUCAAUUAGAUCAUGCUGUUAGCUUGCCUGUUACUGAUGGUUGCAUUAAGGCUUCUACUGCAAAAUACAUAGUACAACAAUAUUUAGCAGCUACCGGAGGGCAGGCUGCAUUAAAUUCAAUCAAUAGCAUGUAUGCAGUGGGGCAACUGCAGAUGGCAACAUCGGACAUUCAGCAAAGUGGUAACCAAAUGAAUUCCAAACGGACUUGUGAGGACGGCGGAUUCGUUCUUUGGCAAAAGAAUCCUGAUCUAUGGUUCCUAGAAUUGGUUGUUUCCGAUUGCAAGAUUAGUGCUGGUAGUAAUGGAACAGUAGCUUGGAGUCACUCUUCCACAAAUUCUAAUGCUUCCAAAGGUCCUCCAAGACCACUCCGGAGGUUCUUUCAGGGAUUAGACCCCAGAUCAACAGCCAAUUUAUUUGUGAAUGCUGUUUGUAUUGGAGAAAAGAAAAUCAAGGCUGAAGAAUGCUUUAUACUAAAACUUGAGACUAGCAAAGACGUGCUAAAGGCACAAAGCACAGCUAACACAGAAGUUGUUCAUCACACUAUAUGGGGCUACUUCAGCCAACGCUCGGGACUUUUAAUCCAAUUCGAGGACACAAAAUUAGUACGAUUGAAGUCAGCCAAAGACGAUGACAGUGUUUUUUGGGAAACAAGCAUGGAAUCGACGCUUAAAGAUUAUCGGUACGUCGAAGGUAUCAACAUAGCACACAGUGGGAAAACUGCAGCAACAAUUUAUAGAUAUGGAAAGAACAUAGACUAUAGAGCAAAAGUUGAGGAAACAUGGAGAAUUGAAGAGAUUGAUUUUAACAUAAGUGGUUUGUCAAUGGACUGUUUUUUGCCUCCUGCUGAUGUUAACAAGGAAAAUGAACAUGAAGAAUGGGAUUCUAGAGUCUCUUUAGGUGAAAAUAGAGGUGUAUGCUAAUGUGAAAAUGUUUUUGUAUAUAAUAUAGAUAGACUAUUAGCUCUUCUUCUUAAUGCUUUUACUAUGGAUAAUCAGUGAAUUUCUUCCAAAAUAUUGGAUAUUUGGAUAGCAAAAGAGUUCUUUCGUCUCAAAAUCCA
Molecule: messenger RNA, 1564 nt
Organism: Lycium ferocissimum
Lineage: Eukaryota; Viridiplantae; Streptophyta; Magnoliopsida; Solanales; Solanaceae
Exons: 3
Coding region: 258-1427 (389 amino acids)
Source: RefSeq, a predicted model, not a curated record